This is a messenger RNA of Phycodurus eques (leafy seadragon), 1789 nucleotides long. RefSeq names its product O-acyl-ADP-ribose deacylase 1 (gene oard1). NCBI's taxonomy places the organism in Eukaryota, Metazoa, Chordata, Actinopteri, Syngnathiformes, Syngnathidae. Bases 1191 to 1694 code for a protein of 167 amino acids. The transcript has 5 exons. Gene Ontology annotation, biological process: peptidyl-glutamate ADP-deribosylation. The record is from RefSeq and is a predicted model, not a curated record.
AAUAGUUUCAUAUAGGUAUCAUAAAAGUGAUACACUUUAAUAGUUUCAUAUAGGUAUCAAAUAGGAGGAUCUCGUUUACUCAAGAGCAGUUUCCCACUCUUACCACCUGGCUCGGUGAGCUAUUAUUAUUAUUAUUACUACUGCUAAGUGGCCUUUGGGGGGCACUACACGAUAAUAUCAGUCCAAUGCAGAAUCAACGAGAAUUAAUCUAACUAUGCCUCAAUCCUCAACGUCCUCUGCUUUCGUUUUGUUAUGGUGUAAGUAGGCGAAAGAGGAAUAACAAAAAAAAAAAAGUUAACUGCAAAUAUGCUCAGUAGCAGCAGUCAGAAUAAUAUGACGCUUUCAGUACAGACACGUUUAAUGGCGGCCCUCAAUCAUUCGUUGUUUCGUAUUCACGAUUUUGUCUAACAAAACAAAUUCACUCCUUGUCUUUUGAUGUCAGGUCUUCUGUCUCAAUGUGACGACGCACUUUAGAGGGUUUCAUUGGCUCAUAACCGGCCAUACAAAUAACGCACUGGACGCAGGUGUGUGAUGCGAUGAAUCCGUAACUUCAGUAGGACUUUGGUAUUUUAUUUUACAAGUCCCUUUCUUUAUGGAGUCUGUAACCCUUCUGAGCUUCAGUCAAAUUUGUGUUCGGGACAUUGCUACACGGAUACAGAAAUAAAGACGAGCUGCCGGAGCGGAAGUGGUUGUUUUUCAAAAUAAGAUACUAGGAAGACAAUAAAAUGCCUACUAUAAUAUUAAACGCGGUUAUUUCCUUUUUUUGCGGCCCGUUACUGAAGGACCCUUUGUCCAGUACCGGUUCUCGGACCGGUGGUGGGGAACCCCCGAACCAGAACCCACAGAUACUGUGAUUUUAACACGACGGCUUAACGUUCUCGCGAGAUAAAACGGGAACAUGUGAUUUUUAACACGACGGUUUGACAUUCUCGCGAGAUAAAAACGAGACAAUGGCCAACGAAGACACUUGAUGAAAGCGUCGAGUAAACGUCUUCUUGUAAUAUUUUGUAUGGAUAGACGCUGGUUGUUUGCAAGAUACAAAUCCGUGUUACUGUCACUGGGUGAAAGGACGACAGUGUUGUGCUUGUGUGGCGAGUGCACGCGCCUCAAAUCAGUAACAAGCGGCAGCGCUUCAUCGGUCUACAGCACGAGAGCUCAUCUCACUUUCGCCAAUAUCCUCCCAACCAGGCAUGUGUGACACAGCGCAGGUGGCAAAUGAGAAUUGGAGACUGAACCACGUCACGGGGGAUCUGUUCUCGUGUCCCGCGGACGAGGCUCUGGCCCACUGCAUCAGUGAGGACUGCCGCAUGGGGGCAGGCAUCGCAGUGAUGUUCAAGCACAAAUUCAAAGGGCUCGAGGAGCUCAAGGGGCAGAAGAAGCUGGUGGGACAGUGUGCGGUGCUAAAGAGAGGCGAACGAUUUGUGUACUAUCUGAUCACAAAGAAGAAGGUGAGCCAAAAGCCGAACUAUGACAACUUGAGGCAGAGUUUGGAGGAUAUGAGAGCGCACUGUAUCCAAAAUGGAGUCACUCGAAUUUCGAUGCCUCGUAUUGGCUGUGGCCUGGAUCGACUGAAGUGGGAAAGAGUUUCAGAGAUACUGGAAGAGGUCUUUGAGCCUGCAGAUAUGUCUGUCACAGUCUACAGCCUCCCUGUGAAAGCUGAGAGCUUGGUGAUGAAGGAAAAUACAUCCAGAUGAUUCUUGGAAAUGUUUUGCAUUAUUCGUGUUUGAUGUUCUACAAAUGUUGACCGUGAUAUUAAAGAAUAAAUGGUCUUUUCGCACUACAUGAUAAA